AUGGAAGAGAACUCAUAUUUUGAGGCAGUAGAAAAACUUUUUGAAAUUAAAAAUUCAAAAGAAGAUAAAAUAAAUGGAAGUAGUAGUAAUAAGGAUGAAUUAAUUGAAAAUAAAGAAUUAAAAAAUGAUAACUUGAAUAAUAAUACUUGUGAUAAUAAUAAAAAUAAAACAAACAAAAGAGAAGUCAAAAGAAAAAGUAAAAUUAUCAAUGAUAAUAAAAUAGAUAAUGAAAACAAAAAUACAAAAAGGAAAAAAAAAACAAAUGGUGAUGUCGAUAUAAAUAUAGAUGAAAAUUGUGAUGAAGAUAAUGAUAAAAAUGAUGAUAAAAAUGAUGAUGAAGAUGAUGGUGAAGAUGAUGGUGAAGAUGAUGGUGAAGAUAAUGGUGAAGAUGAUGGUGAUGAAGAUAAACAUGAAAAUAUUCCUAAAAAUAAAGCAGAUACUUUGAAAGAAGAGUCUGAUGUAUCAGAUAACCAUCAUAACAACAGAAAAUCUAAAAAUAUAAAACAUUCUAUAAGGAGUAAGAGUAGUAAUAGUAAAACAAAAGAACAAGAUGAUGAUAAUAAUAUUCAUUGUAAUAAUAGUUCGCAGGAAAAUGAACAAAAGCAUAAGGAACAGCUUUUGGAAAAUAAAGACAAUAAGAAGGAGGGGAAAAAUACAAAUUCCUCUAAAGUUAAAAAAAGAUAUCAUACUAAUAGUGAUGAAAAUGAUACGAAUAAUGAUAAUACAUCAUCAGAGGAAGAAAGGACAAAAAGUCGAAAAAAGAAACAUAAAAAUGAUAACAAUGAUAAAAAAAAUGAAAAUAGAGUAGUAGACUAUUCGUCGUCCUCUUCUUCCUCUUCUGAUUCUUUAAAUGAAUAUAGCUCAAGUGAUGAAGAAAGAGCUCAUAAAAAAAGAAAAAUAAGAAAAACAAACCGAUAUAGGAGAAUUUCCAGAUCAUCUAGUGAAAGUAAUUCAAGUACAGACAAUGAUAAACAUGGUACCUCAAGAAGUAGUGAAGAAAAAAUGUACUCCAAAUAUGAUAAGAUGAAAAGAAGAGAUAGGGAUAAAGACAGAGAUAGGAAUAGAGACAGGGAUAGAGAUAGAGACAGAGACAGAGACAGAGACAGAGAUAGGGAUAGAGAAAGAGAAAAGGAUAAGGAUCGAGAUAGAGACCAUGACAGAUAUAGAGAUAGAGAACGUGAUCGAUAUAGAGAUAGAGAAAGAGAGCGAAGAAAAGAUAGAGAAAGGGAAAGAGAAAGGGAAAGGGAAAAAGAAAGAAUAAGAAGAGAAAAUGAAAGAGAAAGAUUAAGGAAAGAAAGAGAACUGGAAAGAGAAAGAAGAGAAAAAAUAAGAGAAGAAAGAAGAUUAAAAGAAGAAAUGGAAGAAGCAAAAAGGGAUGAUUUAACAGUACUUGUAUUAAAUUUGGAUUUAAAAGCAGAUGAAAGAGAUAUAUAUGAAUUUUUUUCAGAAGUAGCUGGAAAGGUUAGGGAUAUACAAUGUAUAAAAGAUCAAAGGUCAGGAAAAUCAAAAGGAGUAGCAUAUGUAGAAUUUUACACUCAAGAAGCAGUAAUAAAAGCAUUAGCAGCAAAUGGCAUGAUGUUAAAAAAUCGACCAGUAAAAAUACAAUCAUCUCAGGCUGAGAAAAAUAGAGCAGCAAAAGCAGCAAAACAUCAACCUAUAGAUCCAAACGAUAUUCCAUUAAAAUUAUAUAUCGGUGGAUUAUUAGGUCCAUUAAGUAAUAUAACAGAACAAGAAUUAAAACAAUUAUUUAAUCCUUUUGGUGAUAUAUUAGAUGUAGAAAUACAUAGAGAUCCUUAUACAGGGAAAUCUAAAGGAUUUGGUUUCAUUCAAUUUCAUAAAGCCUCUGAAGCCAUUGAAGCUUUAACUGUUAUGAAUGGAAUGGAGGUAGCGGGUAGAGAAAUUAAAGUAGGAUAUGCACAAGAUUCUAAAUAUCUCUUAGCAUGUGAUAAUACUCAAGAAAAUAUAUUAAAGCAACAGCAAAUGGCAAAAAAUAUAAACACUGAAGAGGAAGAACAAGAUAAUGAGAAAAUUGAUAACGAUGAUGGAGACGGGGGUGGGCUCAUAGCUGGCACUGGUAGCAAGAUAGCAUUAAUGCAGAAGCUUCAGAGGGAUAGUAUCAUAGAUCCUAAUAUACCCAGUAGGUAUGCCACAGGAGCCAAUGCUAUUAUGGCAAGGAAUUCCUUCGUUCAUUCAACGAAUAAUAUAAAUAAUAAUGUGACAACUAAUUUAGUAUUAAGCAAUAUGUUUUCAUCAAAUGAUGAAAAUAUAGGAAGCGACCCCGAUUUCUUUAAAGACAUACUUGAAGAUGUUAAAGAAGAAUGUAGCAAAUAUGGAAAGGUUGUAAACAUUUGGCUAGAUACCAAGAACAUUGAUGGUAAGAUUUACAUAAAAUAUUCUAAUAAUGAUGAAUCAUUAAAAUCAUUUCAAUUUUUAAAUGGAAGGUAUUUUGGAGGCUCACUAAUAAACGCGUAUUUUAUUUCAAACGAUGUAUGGGAUAUGACUUGUCUUCCAAAGUAG
Molecule: messenger RNA, 2517 nt
Organism: Plasmodium reichenowi
Lineage: Eukaryota; Apicomplexa; Aconoidasida; Haemosporida; Plasmodiidae
Product: splicing factor, putative
Exons: 2
Coding region: 1-2517 (838 amino acids)
Biological process (GO): mRNA processing
Cellular component (GO): nucleus
Molecular function (GO): RNA binding
Source: RefSeq, a predicted model, not a curated record